Molecule: messenger RNA, 1208 nt
Organism: Caenorhabditis sp. 36 PRJEB53466
Lineage: Eukaryota; Metazoa; Nematoda; Chromadorea; Rhabditida; Rhabditidae
Source: the annotation of a GenBank genome assembly
AUGGGAAAGAAGCGGGCGAAUUCAGAAGUGACCAAAGAGGGACAGCCGGCUGAAAAAAAAGAGGUUUUCACAGUAGUUUCUAGAAAAAUAAACGUUGAAAUGUUUUGCAGAGAGUGGAAAAAUGGCUGGAAAAAGGUUGCGCCAACGAUUCUGAAGCGGUCGCCAAAAAGAAGAAACGACCGUGGAGGAACAAGGUGCGAAAGCUGGCGGCGAAGAAAGUGGCGGCCGAAAAACGCGCAGAGGAUCCGGAAAGCUCUCUGAUUCUAGAACCACAAGGUUCUUCGGAAGAGGGCGCGAAAAAGAAGAAGAAGCGAGGACCGAAGAAGAAGAAAUUCAAGCCGGAGACGACGACGGAUUCAGAAGGCGGCGUGAAGGAAGAGAACCCGAUUGUGGAAGCGAAAAAGAGAUUGGACGCGGGCAGAUUCCGAUUUCUCAACGAGAAGCUGUACACGUGCACCGGCUCCGAAGCAUUCGACUUCUUCAAAGAGGAUCCAAAAGCGUUCGACUGCUACCACAAAGGGUUCGCGGAUCAAGUGAAGAAGUGGCCGAACCAUCCGUUGAAGGAGAUCGUCCGAUGGCUGCAGGCAAAGCCCGACAAGCAAUCCGUGUUCGAUUUGGGCUGCGGAGAGGCCAAGAUUGCCGAGGCAGUCUCCGAGAGACACAAUGUGAGGGGAAAUGUAGCUUUAUAAGUUUUCGGAAGUGUUUUUUAUGUGAAAUUCGGCUCAGUCUCCGUUAUGUAGUUUUGACUACAGUUGAGCUACAUUCUUCAUGAAAUCGAGGUCUGUUCAGAUCCGCUCAUUCGACCUGGUGGCAGUGAACGAUCGUGUGGAAUCGUGCGACAUGUCGAAGCUGCCGGCCGAAGACUCCUCGGCCGACAUUGUCAUUUUCUGCCUAUCCCUCAUGGGCACCAAUCUUUACGAUUUCAUCCGAGAGGCGAGACGAGUCCUCAAAACUGGGUACACCUACCUAAUCUGACGACUAACUAGAAAGCCAAUUUCAGAGGUGUGUUGAAAAUCGCCGAAGUGACGAGUCGUUUCGUGUCGAUCAAGCAGUUCUGCGAGGCCGUCAUCAAAAUGGGCUUCGAGAUGGCGAAUCGUCGCCAGCUCACCGACUAUUUCAUCAUGUUCGAGUUUCGAAAGUCCGAAAAAGUCGUCGAAAAACGACCGUACGGACUGAAACUUAAACCUUGCUUGUACAAAAAGCGUUGA